Molecule: messenger RNA, 882 nt
Organism: Ophidiomyces ophidiicola
Lineage: Eukaryota; Fungi; Ascomycota; Eurotiomycetes; Onygenales; Onygenaceae
Gene: tfa2
Product: transcription factor TFIIE beta subunit, TFIIEB, Tfa2
Exons: 1
Coding region: 1-882 (293 amino acids)
Biological process (GO): transcription initiation at RNA polymerase II promoter
Cellular component (GO): transcription factor TFIIE complex
Source: RefSeq, a predicted model, not a curated record
AUGUCUUACUUUCAGAAUCAAAUCAGCUCGUUCAGCACGAGUGUUAUCUCAGCGGCUAGUCGACUUCCUCAAGAACGACGACCGACCAGCACUGCAGCUACUACGGCCACAGUCCCAACGACCACAUCAGCGCCGUCUACAUCCAGCUCCGCGCCUUUGACAAACGGGAAACGACAAGAUGCAGAUAUUGUUUACUCCCAACCCGCGAACACGGGAACAGGCAAAGAUAUUAUGACGCAAGUGGUAUUCGCAAUUGAGCAUAUGAAGAGCAAAGACUCUCCGCUCAAAUUUUCCGAUAUCCAAUCGUAUUUGUCCUUGCAUCGACAGGGACACGAUCAGGCGUACAUACAUGCCCUGCGGCGUAUUCUACAGUCGCACGAUAAGGUCGAGUACGACCCGAAAGGGGCACAAGGUGAAGGGACUUUUCGUUUUCGGCCUCCUCACAAUAUCAGGUCGGCCGAUCAGCUUCUUCAGAAGCUUCAGUCCCAACCCACUGCGCAAGGAAUGAGUGUUCGAGAGCUCCGCGAAGGUUGGCCAAAUAUCGUUACCGCAAUAAACGAAUUGGAAAGAGACGGAAAAUUAUUAGUGACGAGGAACAAAAAAGAUGAUAAUCCUCGAAUGGUGUGGCCAAAUGAUCCCUCUUUAGUACAUCACUUCGACCCCGAGUUCCGGCAGAUUUGGGAGAAAGUCAAAAUUCCAGAUCAGCAGACGGUGGCUGAUGAGCUUGAAAAGGCCGGGAUUACCCCGACAAGCAAACAUAAGCCUGUAAAACAACGUCCAAAAGUCGAGCAAAAGAAAGUAAAGAAACCUCGAAGAAGCGGCAAAACUACCAACACUCAUAUGGCCGGAAUUCUACGAGAUUAUUCUCAUCUUAAAAGAUAA